This is a messenger RNA of Penicilliopsis zonata CBS 506.65, 3340 nucleotides long. RefSeq lists its product as hypothetical. The record is from RefSeq and is a predicted model, not a curated record. Lineage: Eukaryota; Fungi; Ascomycota; Eurotiomycetes; Eurotiales; Aspergillaceae. The transcript has 5 exons. The coding region runs from base 62 to 3157 and encodes 1031 amino acids.
GUCUUAGCAGGGCUCCAACGUCAAGUUCAUUAUCCCAAUAAAAAAUCCCCAGGAAAUAACCAUGGGGAAGAUAAUGAGUUCAAUGCUAGACACUGGCCAGGCCCAGGCGUCCCUGAGCAACCUGGAACAGAUGGAGGUGUUCAUGAAAGCAGAGCAACUAAAUCCCCUUCAUAGUCCUUCGAGUACAAGCAACUUACCUGCAGACGGGCAGUCACCCAGCAAGCAUCAUUCAGAAGAACCAUGCAACAUGAAGAAGGAGGAGACCUCCGAAGGUGACGAAAUUGCUGACAAUAUCCUGGCUGUGGAUCGAUCUCCGCCCCAGGAGUUGUCUUCUUCCAUCGCGUCCCCCGAUAGCGAAGGGCUCCCCCAAACUGAAAACAAACAGUCAUAUACAAAUGACAAAGCAACAGAAGCCACCAUUGUUGAUGAUACAAGGUUGCCUGUUGAUCUACAUUUAGAAGAAACAUUCAAUACAUCCUCCGCAGAACUGACCGGUGUCAAAACUGAGGGCAACCUUUCUCGAGAGGAAGCCCAGAGAGUCCGCAGAGAAUCCGUUGACUUCAUUCGGCAAAGAACUUUUCAACGAGAGUUGGUGGUUCUAGAGCGCCAGCUCAGCGCAAAGCAGGACAGGCCCUCCGCUAUGCAGCCCCAGCAGCCGGAUGGAAUAGAGAACCAAGAGUCUGUCGAAACCGGGACAGAAACGAUAAAGUCAACCGACACCUCUGUCGCUUCAUGGAAGAAAAAGAAAAAGAACAAAAACAAGAAGAAGAACAGGAACAAGAGCAUCAGCCAGACAAGUGAAGGCCCUUCUGAGCAAAAGAAUCCCUUCAUCUCCGAUGAGACCAAGCAGGACAUUGUCGACAAGUCUCUGUCUCUGUCUUUUAAUAAUAAUGUUCAGAGCCUGUCUCUCGCUCGUUCUCUUUCAAAUGCCUCCGAGCUCUAUCCAUCAACUGAGAACAACGAUAACAUUUCUGUUCAAGGUCUCUCACGAACCGACACUUCCGAUUCGCAGACAGAUGAUGUGAUCAGUGACGAUUUCAAUGCUUCGGAGGCCACUGUGUUCCAGCUAGAGGGGGAUGAAGAUACCGCAACCCAGGAUUGCCAGACAAAGUCCAUGAUGCAGCGUUCUCCCAGCCAGGAUACAACCCUUAUCCCAAAAGGCGAGGAAGAAAGCGCAGCACCUGAGACAUCUCAGAACUCCGAUAAUAACGAUAUUCCGUCCGCCCGUGUUGAAGGCACCUGUUCUCAACUUGAACCCACCUCCUCGAACGAUGCAGGCGUAUCAAAGAGCGAGCAUCGAAAUGGGAACGGACCCGAAUCCCAAAACAUCGAUACUGUCAGAGAGCACAACGAUAUCCUAGUUCCUACCGACAACCUGUCUCUAGCGGAUCAGGUAGAACAGCACGAAGACCAGCUGGGAGAGCGACAGGACGCAGCUGCAACUACAACUACAGCAUCAGGUUCCGCUUCUUGUGACGACCAACCUGUCAAUGGUAAUGUUCUUAAUAUCGGAACUGGUGAAGCCUCUGAAAACAAAACUACAAGCAAAUCGGCCAGCUACAAUGUCACACAGUCCAAACCAAGUUCUGCCGUCCGUUUUCCUCCUCAAGAUACUUCUUUCAUGUCGAAAUUGUCAAAGAAGAACAAACGCAAGACCAAAAAGUCCACAAAUCCGCCUUCCACACCUAGACAAGUUUCACACAGAGGGCAACUCCAUUCAAAUGCAAACCGAGACCAGCUCUAUCCGAUCCAUGAAGCGCAGCAUAGGAUUUCCCCAUUUGAGAACGGUUAUGAGCGUUCGUAUGAACCCUCAAUGGCCUCCUCUUCUAAUCAUGAUGUUGACACCAUUGCCUCGGACAACUACGGCUCGCCAGUCUCUCAGCAAUACACUGAAGCAGAACUAGCCCCAUUCCCCCCCGGUGAUCCACGCAACGCGGUCUCGGCCUGUUUGUUAAACCCUUAUGCGAUGUUCUACCCUCGCACCGCCAUCCCACUACAGCAAGUGGCACCUGAACACGCCCACCCAACAAGCAACGUCUCUUAUACGGCUGCCACCCAUACUACAGAUCAGCCCAGCAGAGUGCAGUACCCAAGACGGGAUAUCCUCAACCCAGUCCGCCCGCUUGAUGGCCCUCUUCCCGAUCCCAACGGACCGACCGAGUACUGCAACAGACCUUGGGUCAGACCGGAGGGAUUCUGGUACCACCUGGACACUGUUGCUUUUGAAUGCGACAAGGCUGGCUGUGAGAAGAAGUGUAACCUGUGGGAUGGCGUGGCGGUGAUCUGUCCCGGGUGCGGGCCGUACUCCACGGUGCGGUACUGCGGGAAGCAGCAUCUGUUCGAAGAUGUCAAGUCUCACUGGCUACGGUGCCGGCAGUCGACGUUCACACACCCAUGCAAGGACAGCACCAUUCCAAAAUCUGUUCGCAACAGUGCGCCGAUGCUGCCCAAUAUCUGCGCGUGGGACUCGCCCGAGCGGCACCGGCAGGCCGUUCAUUUCGCCAUGGAUCGCACAGGCGACUACUUCAUCUUCGCCGACUGGGAGGAGUACCUAGCUGCAGGCAUGCCGCGCAACACCGUUGCGGUGCGAUGCUCGACGCGCGUGCUCUGCACUGUCUCCUUCGAGGAGGGAGACAUGAAGGAUAGGGUCCGCCGCCUCCUCGGAGCCUGUCUCGUAGCAUGCCCCGAAGUGUUCUGGCUCGCCCAGUACAUGUACCAAAUGCUACGGGACCACCUCCGGUCGACGGGUAAGUGGAGCGAGGAACUCAGCCAAGCAUUGAAGUACCAGAUGCAGUAUGAGUUCUCGGUCCUCCUUUACCCGGACGCCGUCGGUAAUCGACACGCCUGCGAAGCGGAGUGGCUGGGACUGGGCUACCGUCACUGCCGGGACGCAGUGUGUCGUGCCGAGUACUCGCCUCUCCUGGGCACGACGGUUGGACGCAUGGGCCAUCGCCAGACGCUGGAGACUCUCGAACAGAGCUACUGGCUGCUGCGCGCGGCCCGGGCGACCCAUCCGUCUGUUGCUCAGGUGCCUGCGCGGGUACGAGGUGAGGGCUUCGAGGGGGUGGAGUUGGAAGACCGUCGCCUCUUCCGUCGCGGAGAGGGCUGGGACGGCAUGGGGACCGGGGAGAUGGAGAUUGAGGGUGUCAACUGCUAAAAAGAACCGUUCCCCAUUGCCGUCCCAGUUGUUACAAAGAAAAGGAGGGGAAGAGAGGAGGGGAAGAAGAAAGGAGGGGAAGAAGAUAGGAGGGGAAGAAGAUAGGAGGGGAAGAGAGAAGAGGAAGAAGAGGAAGAAGAGGAAGAAGAGGAAGGAUAAAGUGAAGAGAAAAGAGAAUGAGGU